AGCCUCGACGAGAACUCGUUAAAGUAUAUUCGAAGUCCCACGUCCCACACAGCGAGUCUUAUUCUCUUGACGGGCUUUUGAGGAACGGGGAUCGCGAGUCGCCGGAGCCGUUAUUGACGUAUCAUACUAUACUCUCGUGCCAACUGUGCAAACGGUCGCUAUAGUAUACGUAUCGCUUUGUCGUGUUCCCCGCGAGCAGCUGCGAGCACACACAUCGAGCUCAAGCUUACGUAUCGUCGCGCCGUGUAUUAUUCGUCUUUUCCGGUUCCACAUCGCGAGAUUCGUGCUACGCGUCGUCCAGAUUCGCGCGACAUAGACUGCGUUUCGUGCAGUUUAUCCGAGACGACCGUUCGAUACGACGUGACGGCAAAAAUAUAUCUGUGUCCGCGCGAUAUAUCCGCGAAACGGGACGUAACAAUAAGGGGAAAGAGAGAUCGGUCGUGCCGAAGGACAAAGCCGUGGCGAUUCGCAGCAGUCAAGCCAAUUCGGUUUUCGGAUCCUCAGGCAAAAGAGCAUCCUAACAAAUAUAUAACAAAGAUGACUGGAUGCAUCGAACAAUAUAUUUUUCCUUCGAACCGUUUGCGAUCAACACCAUCUAUAACAUCCCACUUUAUUGAGAUAGCUGACGAAACCGACAACAUUGAUUAUCGAUUAGAGUCCGCACGGUUAGAAAGCUUCAAGAAUUGGCCAUGUGCAUGGAUGAAACCAGAAAAACUUGCAGCAGCUGGAUUCUAUUAUAUUGGCGAUAAAGACAAGGUAAAAUGCUUCGAGUGUCACGUAGAGAUAUGCCAGUGGCAACCAGAUGACAGUCCAAUGGUCGAUCAUCAGCGAUGGUCCGGAAGAUGUAGAUUCGUUCGUAAUGUCCCAUGCGGCAAUGUGCCGAUCGGUGCGGAUCCUAGCACGAUUCCGGCGUCUGUGCCUAAAGGAAUCGAUGUAUGCGGACCUUAUGGUACGGUUUACAUGCCUUAUUCUGGUCCCGAUAAUGAAGAUUUUAGCACAGAAAACGCCAUGAAAUUUAACAUAGGAGGUCUUACCGCCACAAGACCGAAGCAUCCUGAAUAUGCUAGUUACGAUGCCAGAUUAUGUACAUUUGAAACGUGGCCUAAAGCAAUGUCACAAACUAAAGAAGAAUUAGCAGCCGCUGGUUUUUUCUACACAGGAAAUGGUGAUCAAACAUUGUGCUACCACUGUGGAGGAGGAUUGAGAGAUUGGGAGCCAGAAGAUGAUCCUUGGGAACAGCAUGCCAAAUGGUUUGACUACUGUUCGUACUUGCUUAUGGUCAAAGGAAGGGAUUAUGUAAGCAAGUUUGUUGGAAGGACAUAUGCUAAACCGGAUAUUGUGAAACCAUCCGCAAACAUUGAACAAGAUCAAACAUCUGGUAAAGCUUACGACGAGUGUACUGCUAGUGGAAGUUCUCAGAACUCCACCAGUUCCGAAGAUGCUAACAAAGAGAGUACAACAUUCAGUACAGAGUCAAGCGAAGUCAGCGAAGAACAAUCUAUUGUCAAAGCGUCUUGUGAUAAACCAGUUGACAAGGAUGCAAGAAUGUGUAAAAUAUGUUACAGUAGAGAAUUACGAAUGGUAUUUAUGCCAUGUGGGCACUUACUAGCCUGUGCAGAGUGCGCAAAGAACAUGAAAAUAUGUGGAGUAUGUCGUAAACCUGUAAAGGUUACCGUACAGGCAUACAUUCCAUAGUGUCUUUAUCCAUAGUGAUAAAUAUCCCUGUAAGCUUUACUAACAUUUUCUAUUCAUCGUCAUUGAAGACUGAUAAAUUAACACUUGAAAGCAAAAAUGACAUGACUCAUGUAGCAUACCGGUCUGCAGGUACAAACUAUACAGACAACGUUAAAAUUCUCGUUAGUGGAAUAAAUCUGUACACUCAUCUCGAUCUAAUGAAAAAAAUAUUCCGCACUGAUAUGAUGAUAUUUUGUGAUUGUUGUACAAGUAAUAAGUGUUUCUAUAUUCGAAUAUAUAUGGAUAUGUAACUAGUAAGCAUAAAAAUUGUUAGUCAGUGUGCAAAACACAUGUGACAUAUCACAGAUUCUCAUAUUAUAACUAUUAAAUAGCGCAUGUACAGAUCACUUUAUUAUCAAAAGUGGAAGAUAGACUGUACCUGCAACGGGAUGUUGCUAUUUGAAUGUUUUUGAUUUUGUAUUAUGAAAUAUUUGCUGAAAAAUGAAGGCAAAGUUAUGCCGUUAUAUUCCGAGUAUAAAUAGCAACAUAACAUGAAGUCUAGUCAUUAGUGUUAUGUAAUGAUGAAUAUAAUGAAUAUGCACAUAGAUGUAAACCAAUUAUUAUUAAUUAUAUUAUGUGUAAAACUAAUUAUAUAGAUCUAGAUCACUAUUAUCUACGGAAAAACGUUCAGUUCAAACUCUGUUCAAAUGUUAAAGAAAGAUUUGGGGGAAGUUUUCUUGUACAAAAUUUCUCAAUGCUAAAAGAAAGGCAUUAUCAGAUGGAUGAUCAAUAUAAAGUCGAAUUUAGUCAGCCACUUUUUCUUCAAUUUCUAUUCGUUGUAUAAUCUAUAGAAUAUAUUUUGUUAUAGUUUCUACACACCCAUAUAUAUAUUAAUACAAACAUUAUUAGAGUCCGGUCAUUGUUCAUAAAUGUAGAAUAUACAUAACUUUGCGUUAAACAUAAUUAACUUAAGCAUUCCAGGGUACUCCAGAUUAAUAAAAUGAAUUAUAUCAUUGAUAGUAAGUGAAAUUGGCACAAUUUUCAGUUUAAGCCUUUUUGUCACUGUGCAACGGAAUGCAACGCAAGGUAGAUUUUUUAUGUAGAAUAAAAAUAUGUAGAAUCAAAUAUGAUCGACAAUUAGCAUCCCACUGAAGAAAAAUUACAAUGCAAAUACUUGUUGAUGUAAACGUGAGUGAUAUAAACAUUAUUUUGUAGGUAGCGCAUAAAUAAAUUUUUAAUUUAACAAAUUUAAGAUUAGUACUGUUGAUUAAGAGUAAGAAACAUUGAAGUAUCUUUAGCAUAUUUGAUAAAACACAUAAAAUACCUCCUGAUAAUAUUGGAUAUUUACAAAAUGUGUUUUCUAAACAUUUGUUGAAAUCGAUUAUAUUCAAAAGAGAUUUAGUAAUAUUUCUCGAAAUAUAUAUAUCGAGAAAUAUAUAUAUGUACACAUCAAACAAAUGAAAUUUCACUAGCGCAAUAUAGAAAUUCUAAAAUAUUUAAUAUAUAUUUAAUUUAUCUGCAAAUAUUUUUUGUAUAUAUUUAGUACACAUUUUGAAAUAAAUUAGCAUGUAUUCACAUAAAAGUAUAUAAUUAUUAAACAUCAACAGAAUAAUAAAAUUUGACAAAGCUGAAGUUAACAAAAACUAUGUCAAAGAUACAACUUCCAUAUUACAAAGAGAAUUCUAUGUUCAUAGAUACAAUAUUAUGAUUAUUCUUAUUGUUUUGCGAAUAAUUUUGGAUAAUGUAUAGCAACGAUUACAUCUUGACAAACUAAAGUUAUAGCAUUCAGCACAGUGAUCGCAACAAAAUUUAGUGUAAAAGAUCAUACAAUGCAGUGCAUCAUAGAUAACUUUAGAAUAAAAUAAUAUAAUAGCGGUAUCCUUAUUUCGCCACUAUACAAGUUAACAUAUGGGAAGUUGGGAUUAAGAAUCGCGCGCGUUAUAUGUAUGAUAACCGUCUGUAGAGAGAAAAUAGAGUUCUAUUAAUAUUCUUUAAAUAAGUCAUUCUCUCAAAUAUAAUAUAAUCCGUUUUUUCAGCACAUAUAAAACCAGAAUUGUAGUAUUUCCUCUUCGACAAUAGGAAAAAAUAAGAGACUAAAUCUUGCAUUUUUGUAUUUCAACUAUUGAUAUAUAAUCUUCCCAUUAUAUUUUUUUAAUAUUAUGUUCUCUUAUCAAAGUUAUUCUGUUUUAUUAAUGCAUAUAAUUUACUUGUAUACACGUACACACAAAAUCUAGAUUUAGAAUACUUUCAUAUUUAAUGCAAACUUUUUUCAGACAUCUGUAAUAGUAAAAUGCAGUUGUAAUAUUUGUGUACCCUGGGCAAAAUAACUUUGACAUAAAAUAAUGCUGUACAAAAGGUAGCGAUACAUGUAAUGUUUGCGAUAAUUAUAAUAUGAAAUAAAAU
This is a messenger RNA of Formica exsecta, 4077 nucleotides long. Its product is annotated as E3 ubiquitin-protein ligase XIAP-like. NCBI's taxonomy places the organism in Eukaryota, Metazoa, Arthropoda, Insecta, Hymenoptera, Formicidae. The record is from RefSeq and is a predicted model, not a curated record. The coding region runs from base 538 to 1695 and encodes 385 amino acids. Gene Ontology annotation, cellular component: cytoplasm; nucleus. The transcript has 3 exons. Gene Ontology annotation, biological process: negative regulation of apoptotic process; regulation of cell cycle; positive regulation of protein ubiquitination. Gene Ontology annotation, molecular function: ubiquitin protein ligase activity; cysteine-type endopeptidase inhibitor activity involved in apoptotic process.